UUCCAAACGUCAGUCAGCCGGUAACGUUCACGGGUGGUACUUGUGUCGGUCGUCAUCGCGCUCCCAAACUACUUUUACGUGACCGUUUGAAACCGGUUUUGAAAGUGCUCUGAGGUGUGGCAGUGCCGCGUUCAGCCGUAGAAUACUGUUUUCAAAGUUCAAAAUUAAACUUUGUGCAACAAAAAGUGCUUGUGACUCAUUGCCGGGAACUCGUCAUUAUCAGGACCCAGCGUGAAGCCAGUUCGAAACUCGUUUAAGGAUUAAAAAAAAAAACAACGCUCGUCUAGUAAUGCUAGUAGGGUUAUCUGUGUAAAGUACGUAAGCAAGAUGGCCGCGUUUCCCGCGCUUUUUGGACUGCUCUUCGCGUCGCUUGUGACAGCCCAAACCGUAGACAUCACCCCCCGGGAGGCUGUGAGGAGAGUGGGCGAUGACCUCACUGUACUAUGUAAAGUGCCAUACCCUAUAGACUCGUGUCGAAUGACAGUGGGCACCACAUCAUAUAGACUGAUACCCACUAAUCAAGAUGAAGAAGUGGUAUAUUCCGGACAAGGACUUAAGUUCGGCGAGUGUGGAGCGCACAUCAAACACAUAAAAGAAGAAUGGAACGGAAACAUAUCCUGUUUGCUUCCUCCACAGAGUGGGAGUAUCGAAGUUACAGCUACCAUGAGAUUGGUUGUUGCGAAACCCCCCGGCAACCCGCAACUGAUUUCACCCCCACAGUCCAACUUUAAAGAGGGGGACAUUCUUAUGGCCCAGUGCAUCGUUCCCAAUGGAAGACCUGCUGCUAAGAUAACUUGGUUCUUGGAUGACAUCCAAAUCCUAACUGGCGUGCACCAACCCAUAAUAUCAUCUGAACCAGGUUUAGACCUAGAAACAAUAAGCCAAAACAUAACAAUGAAUCUAAGUGCUGAUGACAACGGAAAACGAUUGAUGUGUAGAUCGGAACACGAAGCGUUGGAUAACCCGAGAGAAGCCGCGAGGCAACUGGUUGUAUAUUACCCACCAAAACGCACAGAACCCGGUCCGCUCACAAUAUUCGGACUUAAAAUCGGCACAGAGGGUCGUUUAAACGUAACCGUAAGAUCUAACCCUCCCCCCGAAGCGCAAUGGACAGUUGGAGAUCUGGUUCUAAAUGCACCGCAGAGGAAUGAAGACGCGUCCAUCGCUGCUCUUGAGCCUGUGCAUUUGGGCACUGGCUUCUACAACAUAACGUUAGUACUAAGCCAAGUGGCUAAAGAAGAUGUGGAUAGGACUUACUAUCUUCGAGUUAGCAAUGAUCUCGGUAGAGAGGAGUUUUCGUUAAGAUUGAGCACUAUGGAUGAACCUGCGGGUGUAGAAUUAGGCACAGGCGCUAUAGUUGGCAUAGUUAUCGCCAUCCUGCUUCUACUCAUAGCGGUGUCCCUCGUGGUAUUCGCGAAGGCUACGGAUAGGUGGUGUUUCGCAGCAAGGAGUCGUGAACACGGGAAGAGUUCUGGCGAAUCGGCGACGGCUGGUGUAGUGCUUAUAGAGGCUGGGAACACGCUACCUCGACAUAGCGACACAGAGAGCGCGGUUGGCCGUGAGCGGUCGCGUCUCUCCGCGCUCGGCGCCCGCGUGCGGGCAGCUCUGCCGCUCGGGAGGGAUAGAGUUCAGGCUACCAAUAAUGCUGAUGCUGAAACUCCAGCAGAAGAAGAAAAAAAAGGAGUGGUCUACGCAGAGUUAGCUCUCGGCGAUCAAACAGCUGAAAAACCCCCACCACCCUCCACAGAGUACGCAGAAAUAGUUUACACAGACCAACCACCACAAAUCAAAGACGAAAAAGAAUAAUUUAUCAUCUCUAUGGUGCGUCUACCGUUUUUACUCUAUGGUUGAAAAUGUAUUUUUGCACAAAAUUACGACGUAACGGUUUCAAACGCACCAUAUUUUAAAUUUAUGACAAUUGAACCACCGGUUUUUUAAGAUUGACGUUUUGAUUGGGAAUUACUAAAAUUAAUUACAAAUUUUCACAUUUUUAUAGAUUUAAACAAAGUAGUUAAGUAAAUAAGCAAAUCUUUUACGUCUAGGUAAGUUUUCGUAAUCUCAUAAUUUUAACAAUUACCAUUAUUAUAAGAAAGAAAAUAUAAAUUUAAUCGUAUGUUUAGUUAAGAAAUGUAGCCUUAUAAUACAAAUGUUUAUGAAAAAUGAUAUUAUAGGAUAAUAUAUUAUGCUUAUGUGUUUGUUAAAGAUCCUAAUUAUUGUAAUUUUUCGUUUAAUUUAAGCCAUAAUUACAUUGUAUACAAGAACGAAUAAAAUAUAUCUCUUUGUAUUAGUUAUUUUAUAAGUUUAUUGUAACUACACAUAAUUAUUGUUUGAAACUAAUUUUAUUA
Molecule: messenger RNA, 2345 nt
Organism: Colias croceus (clouded yellow)
Lineage: Eukaryota; Metazoa; Arthropoda; Insecta; Lepidoptera; Pieridae
Gene: Fas3
Product: fasciclin-3
Exons: 14
Coding region: 328-1806 (492 amino acids)
Biological process (GO): cell-cell adhesion
Cellular component (GO): cell-cell junction
Molecular function (GO): cell adhesion molecule binding
Source: RefSeq, a predicted model, not a curated record